CUAAAAAUACGUCUCGAAAACAUUUUCGGCGCACCGUGCAUCCUUUCGUUCACAGUUACUACUUCGAGAUCAAUCGAAAAGCCAGUCUUUGGAACAGAUCGACACGACGUAAAGGCAGAGUUAUUGUCUAGAAGAAAAACUAUGGGUUGGUAUCAUUCCAUGAUUGCCGAAGGCCACAAAGCCUACGGCAACGACACGGGUGCGGCUUGUUCUAUUGAAGGCGUCUGUCCAUCCGCGUCACUACCCGUCGAUAACCAAGCUACGGUGGUUUAUCAUAUGGCUCAAAAAUCCUUAUGGGAUGCUGCGCGGAAGCAAGGCAAGGUGUACUAUCCACCAACGUUCGAAGAGUCGGGGCGAAUAACCCGAGCUUCGGUCAACCCUGACGCUCUGCUGAAAAUCGCCAAUAUCGCCUAUCAAAAGGAGAAAGGAGAAUGGGUUUGCUUGGCCCUAGACCCCAAAGCACUUGCAAAGGAAGGCAUCGUCACAAGAAUUGAAGAAUGCGAUGAGAAAGGUGGGAUCGGUGAGAGUUGUCGUCAAUUGCAUGGAGGUAUUCCAACCAGUACCCUGGGCAAUAUUAUGAAAAGAGUGUACAAUAUGGAACGCAGCAAGGAAGGCUCUUUUAUUUCUAUUCCUGGUUUGAUCGAUGACAAAGAAGCAUCUGAUGUAGCGAGGCGGAUGGAAAUUCUAAGGCGGUUUGUGUAG
Molecule: messenger RNA, 702 nt
Organism: Phaeodactylum tricornutum CCAP 1055/1
Lineage: Eukaryota; Bacillariophyta; Bacillariophyceae; Surirellales; Neidiaceae
Exons: 1
Coding region: 142-702 (186 amino acids)
Source: RefSeq, a predicted model, not a curated record